AUGUCGCUACCUGAAGCUUACCAAAUUGAGAUCAAGGCCCUCGAUCAACUCGUGCUUCAACGUCAUCCCACCGAUAUCCUUCAAUUCUGCGCGAACUACUUUGCCAGGCGCCUCAGCCCCGAAAGAGAAUAUACCGAACACUUCUCUACGCCCCCGAGUGUCGGCGUAAACACAAAGUACACGUCUGUCGAGUCGACGCCUGCACCCCAGACCAUGUCUGCCCCGUUCGCCAGCCCCUUCGGGGCCAACGCCAACCCUUUUGGCGCUCGCGCUGCGUCACCCGCCGCUGGCAGCAACGUCAUGCACAGAGUGAUUGAGGAGGACGAAGCAGACACGAUCGCCUCACCAACGUCCCCGAGCUUUGGUGCCUCUGCUCAAGCUUUCCGCAGCCCCUUUGGCAAUGCUAGUCCUUUUGGCAACAGCAGUCCCUUCGGCGGUGCUGGCGACGCGCCCUUCGAUGGCCCUCCGACCGUUCGAAGCCCUCCUAACCCCGAAAAUUAUCCUGCCGAGUACAACUUUGGCCGCCGCACCUCAGUGUCGGCCGAGUCCUUGCAGCCGUCAGCAGACUCAACCGAAAGCAACUGGACACCUCCCUACCACGAGAAGACACCCGAGCAGCUCUCCCGCUUGCAAAAAGCUAUGGAAGUCAACUUCCUUUUCAGCCACCUAGAAGAUGACUCCAGCGCCCAGAUCUUGGGGGCGCUUAAUGAGAAGCCAAUCCCGGCAAAAGACAUUAAGGUUAUUAGUCAAGGCGACGCAGGCGACUUUUUCUACAUUGUCGAAAAGGGCUCUUUUGACUUUUACGUCAACAGCAGCGGUGCUCUGCAACCUGGUCCAGAGGGCAUGGGCCAGAAGGUUGGCUCGAUCCAAGCCGGAGGCUCCUUCGGUGAACUGGCUCUCAUGUACAAUGCCCCACGAGCGGCGACAGUUAUCUCGGCCGAGGCGGGAUGCGUACUGUGGGCCCUCGAUCGCCUGACCUUCCGUCGGAUUCUCAUGGAGUCCACCUUUUCAAGGAGGCGCAUGUACGAGAGCUUCCUUGAAGAAGUACCUCUUCUUUCGAGCCUCACACCAUAUGAGCGAUCCAAGAUUGCCGACGCGCUCGAGACUCGAAAGUUUGGACCCGGAGAAACCAUCAUCAAGGAAGGAGAUCCCGGCAAUGCGUUCUACCUGUUGGAAUCGGGCGAAGCAGACGCAUACAAGACAGAUAUUGAGGGCUCGGUGAAACACUACAGCAAGGGAGACUUUUUCGGCGAGCUGGCGCUGAUGAACGAUGCCCCGCGUGCUGCUAGUGUAGUCGCGACAUCCGAGGUCAAGGUGGCAAGCUUGGGCAAGAAGGCCUUUGCAAGGCUGCUCGGCCCGGUGGAAGGCCUGCUUCGGAGGACGCAAUAUCAAGGGAUCGAGACGGGUGUCGAGGACAUGGAUCCUCUGCAAGCCUCUUGA
Messenger RNA from Verticillium nonalfalfae, 1440 nucleotides. RefSeq lists its product as uncharacterized. The transcript is spliced from 2 exons. Bases 1 to 1440 code for a protein of 479 amino acids. Gene Ontology annotation, biological process: regulation of protein phosphorylation. Gene Ontology annotation, cellular component: nucleus; cAMP-dependent protein kinase complex. Gene Ontology annotation, molecular function: cAMP-dependent protein kinase regulator activity. The record is from RefSeq and is a predicted model, not a curated record. NCBI's taxonomy places the organism in Eukaryota, Fungi, Ascomycota, Sordariomycetes, Glomerellales, Plectosphaerellaceae.